Messenger RNA from Morus notabilis, 2420 nucleotides. Its product is annotated as pentatricopeptide repeat-containing protein At4g17616. The record is from RefSeq and is a predicted model, not a curated record. The coding region runs from base 1 to 2157 and encodes 718 amino acids. Gene Ontology annotation, molecular function: protein binding. NCBI's taxonomy places the organism in Eukaryota, Viridiplantae, Streptophyta, Magnoliopsida, Rosales, Moraceae. The transcript has a single exon.
AUGGCACUACUACUGUUGAAAGAAGUUAUAACUCAACUCCGUUACGUGCGAAACGUUUCAUUGGCGUUUCAUGUGGCCUCUUCAACCAUUCAGCAGACUGUUUUGAACUCGACUCAUAAUUGUAAGAUUAGGAGUCUUUUGAUGCCUCCGGUAUCAGAUGCAUGUUGUCUGCAGUGUCGAAAUUCUUUCGCGCAUCAGUUUUCCACUGAUGUUGGGCCUGAAAGGCUAUGUUGGGGAGUUUCCUCUCAAGAUGUCCUAUUGAAAAAGCUCGAAAGAGCAUUGAAGUGCCAUCAAGUGGAUGAAGCGUGGGAAUCCUUUUUCGAUUAUAAGAAGUUGUACGGCUUUCCUGAGGAUUCCCUCGUGCAAAGGUUGAUAACCGAACUUUCAUAUUCGUCUGAACCUCGCUGUCUACAGAAAGCAUGUGAUUUCGUCUUGAUAGUUUCAAAUGAGAAAUCAGGUCUACUGCGGCGUGAUAUCUUGACGAAACUAUCCCUCUCCUUAGCGCGAUCUCAAUUGCCUAAUCCUGCCACAAAGAUUCUUAGAUUGAUGUUAGAGAAAGAUAUGUUGCCUUCAAUGAAUAUUCUGUGGUUGGUUGUUCUGCAUAUGGUGAAGACAGAAGUUGGAACACAUCUUGCAUCCAAUUUUUUGGCUCAAAUAUGUGAAAGUUUCCAACAAGUAGGCGCAAAAGAUAGAAAACGAGCAGAGCUGAUGAAACCCGAUACAAUGAUCUUUAAUCUUGUGCUUGAUGCGUGUGUGAGGUUUAAAUUGGCUUUCAAAGGUCAACAAAUUAUGGAAUUAAUGCCCCAAACAGGUGUUGUUGCUGAUGCUCACUCUAUCGUUGUUGUGGCUCAAAUUCAUGAGAUGAAUGGCCAAAGGGAUGAACUAAAGAAAUACAAAGUUCAUAUUGAUCAAGUUUCACCUCAGUUUGUCUGCCAUUAUCGACAGUUCUAUGAUAGUUUGCUGAGCUUGCACUUCAAGUUUAAUGAUAUUGAUGCAGCUGCUGGACUUGUAUGGAAUAUGUGCAGGUACCGGGAGUCUCUUCCUAUUAAGAGUGAAAAGAAGAACCCACAAAAGAUUUUUCAUAUUCCAAUCGGAUCUCAUAAUCUAAAGGCUGGGUUGAAGUUGCAGAUUCAGCCUGAGCUGCUGCAAAAGGACACCGUCCUAAAAGUGGAAAGUAAGCAAGAGCUUGUGAUUUUUAGGAAUGGAAAACUUGUUCUUAGUAACAGGGCUCUGGCAAAAUUCAUCAAAGGAUUUAAAAGGGAUGGGAACAUUAGUCAGCUGUCAAAACUUUUGCUUGGAAUCCAGAAAGAGUCAUGUUCUUUGAGAGGUUCUGAUUUGUGUUCUGAUGUGAUUGAAGCUUGCAUUCGUUUAGGUUGGCUAGAAUAUGCUCAUGACAUUUUGGAUGACAUGGAAGCCUCCCAGACUCCCGUAGGUUGUGCUACUUAUAUGUCGCUCUUGACGGCAUAUUUUAAACGAAAGAUGUUGAGGGAAGCAAAGGCUUUGCUUAAAAAAAUGAGAAAGGCUGGUAUCACAACACAUUUACCGGAUAAGAUGGUUGUCAUCGCGUGUCUAUCAGAGAUAGCAAAUGACAAUUCCCUCUCUUUUAAUGUGUCAACCUUGACUGAUAAAUUGGAUCUGGUCGAGUCUUUUAUACAAGAGAUGCGGAAUGAGGAGGCGGUUCCUUCUUUGCUUUAUGAAUUCAAUUCUUCCAUUUACUUCUUCUGCAAAGCCAAGAUGAUUGAGGAUGCUGUGAGGACAUACAGAAGAAUGCAAGAGACAAAAAUCCAACUCACUGUGGAAACUUUCACUAAUCUGGUUUGUGGGUAUUCUUCUCUCGGAAUGUAUCGGGACAUUACAAUCUUGUGGGGUGACAUGAAGAGGAAUAUGGAGUGUGGAAGUCUUUCUGUAAACAGAGAUUUGUAUGAAUACUUGCUAAUAAGCUUCCUUCAAGGCGGUUACUUCGAGAGAGCGAUGGAGGUUAGCGAAUAUAUGAACAAGUAUAAUAUGUUUGCAGACAAGUGGAUGUACAAAACUGAGUUCCUGAAACUUCAUAAGAAAUUGUACAGGAACCUAAAGGCAUCAGAAGCUAGAACCGAGGCUCAAAGAAACCGGCUCCGAUAUGUUUUGGCAUUUAGGAAAUGGGUAGGCAUUGAUUGAAAACCGGAAGCUUGAAGAAAACAUGGGUUGCAUGAAGAGAUUUUUGGUGAAAAUGGAACAUGGGAAGUUUGAGAAAGGUGCUCUGAUUUUGAACAAAGGAAGUUUAAGAGGUGCUGCGACAUCAAAUAGUGGACUGUGAAUCCACUCCGAUUCUAAGUGAAAUCUUAUAUAUACAUGAACACGACCAGUUUGAUCAGAAGCACGGCUUAUUGAAUCGUGAGAAAGUAUGGAGAAAAUUUUCAUGUUAUUUGCUGUGGGAGUAA